AUUUAAUAGAAUAUUUUUUUAUUUUAAAUUAUAACAAAAAAUAAUUAAAUAGCUACUUUUUAUGCAUAUUGCAAAUUCAUGAAUAUAAUAUGUUGUGAACCUAAAAAAAUGAUCUAAAUCAAAUGCUCCAUUAUUAUUUUCCACCCAUAAACGUACACUAAAGAAUCAGUAGUCCAACUGUUCUAAACACACAAUAAUUUUUGCCAUCACACACACCUGCUUUCCAUGAUCCAACAGUACCUUUUGGCCAACUAUACAAUUUCCCUCCAUUUCUCUUUCCUUCCAUCUUUCCUUCUUUCUUUCCUUCCCCGCUUCUUCUCUAUAUAUAUACUUCAUAAACCAACUGCACUUUUCCCUUCCCUCACAAGAUAUGGGAAUAUUUAUCAUGGAAUGUCACCAAACCAGCUUCAGUUGUAACCAGCAAGAUAAUCAUGAUGAUCAUGAUCAUCGUGAUAGUAGUGAUCGUGAAGAUCAGAUUGAUCUUCAGUAUCCUAGUUAUUUCUCUUCUCAGCGGAGUCUCCAAUCAAUUCCUUCACUCGCUUCCAAUUUUAAACCCCAAAAUCACUACCAGUUUUGCUUAAUCUCCGAUUUCAAGCCUCAUUCAACCUACCUUUCUGCACUCACACUCGCCGGGAAGCUCGUCUUCACCGGCUCCUCAGACCGAGAAAUCGGCUCUUGGAAUAUCAACAACAGCCACAAUAAUAACAUCGUUUUGGCUGGAAACGGGGCCGUUAAAUCUCUCGUCGUUUCUGGCGACAAGCUCUUCAGCGCACACCAAGACAACAAAAUAAGAGUUUGGAAAAUCGAAAACGAAAACGAAGACAGCAGUAGAGAAGACAAGAACAAUCAGCACGCGAUGAAGUACACGCGCCUAGCCACGCUCCCGACGUUAGGUGACCGAGCGGCGAAGCUCCUCUUGCCCAAAAACCAAGUCAAGAUUCGCCGCCACAAGAGUUGCACGUGGGUUCACCACGUGGAUACGGUGUCAGCUUUGGCCUUAUCGCCGGACGACCGGUUCCUCUACUCAGUCUCGUGGGACCGGACGCUGAAGCUGUGGCGGACGACCGACUUUAAGUGCCUGGAAUCGAUCACCAACGCCCACGACGACGCAAUAAACGCCGUCGCUCUCUCGUCUGACGGCGUCGUUUAUACGGGAUCGGCGGACAGGAAAAUCAAGGCGUGGAGGAAGAGAAUUAGCUUGGGGGACAAGAAACACUCUUUGGUCUGUACAUUGGAGAAGCACAAUUCGGGGAUUAACGCCUUGGCGCUGAGCAACGACGGGUCGUUUCUUUAUUCUGGCGCGAGUGACAGGUCGAUUGUCGUUUGGGAGAGAAUCUUUGAAAACGACAGUGAAGAUAACACGAUUAAUGUUGUCGUUUUGGGGGCCCUGAGAGGGCAUGGGAAGGCUAUAUUGUGCUUGGCAGUGGUUGAGGACUUGGUGUUUAGUGGUUCAGCAGAUAAAACGGUUAGAGUUUGGAGAGGUAUUGAGAGAAGCUAUUCUUGUUUGGCUGUUUUGGAAGGUCACACUGGCCCAAUCAAGUGUCUAACUGCUAGUAGUAGUAGUAGUAGUAGUACCGUUGAGGAUUGUGAUACGACGUCGUCUGGUGGUGUUAAUUCGUAUGUGAUUUACAGUGGCGGAUUGGACUGUCUAGUUAAAGUUUGGCAAAUUAUUGUUCCCAAUAAUCAACAAUUUCUCUAAUCUAAUAAAUAACUCUUGAUGAGAUGAGUGUGAGAUUAAUUAAUUAUAUAUAAUGCUCGCAUUGAUUAGGGGACUAUGUAUUAGAUUUGGUGGUAAGCGAUUUGGUGUCGUGUACAUAAUAUGAUCAGUUUAUCAUUUUUCCUUUUGAUAAUAUUUUGACUUUUCUUGUUCAUUUUGUUUAGUAAUUUAUUGUUUAUUAAGAGGAUAAUUAAGCCGAAUGA
This is a messenger RNA of Cannabis sativa, 1920 nucleotides long. RefSeq names its product protein JINGUBANG. Lineage: Eukaryota; Viridiplantae; Streptophyta; Magnoliopsida; Rosales; Cannabaceae. The transcript has a single exon. The record is from RefSeq and is a predicted model, not a curated record. Bases 371 to 1699 code for a protein of 442 amino acids. Gene Ontology annotation, molecular function: protein binding.